Molecule: messenger RNA, 1943 nt
Organism: Oncorhynchus masou masou (cherry salmon)
Lineage: Eukaryota; Metazoa; Chordata; Actinopteri; Salmoniformes; Salmonidae
Product: CCN family member 4-like
Exons: 5
Coding region: 141-1220 (359 amino acids)
Biological process (GO): cell adhesion; signal transduction
Cellular component (GO): extracellular region; extracellular matrix
Molecular function (GO): heparin binding; integrin binding
Source: RefSeq, a predicted model, not a curated record
UGUAGCGAGCGUUGAUCGGCGCUGGCUGUCAUUUGCACGGCGCCGUUUUGCAACAAUCUGAGCUCGUGGAAUAAAUUCUAUUUUUUUUUGUUACAAGAAUCUCAUUCUGGGUUCAAUGAAGUUGAUAUUGGAAUCUCGUAAUGAGGUGGCUUCUGCCGUGGAUUCUAAUAGUAGCCAGCACUCAUCAGGUCUUUUCCCAACAUUCCACAGCCAUGCCUCCCUUGACGGCGACCAUAGAGCUGUAUAACCGGACAGCGUACUGCAAAUGGCCGUGCAAGUGUGCCAAGAGCGCCCCCUUGUGUCCGCCAGGGGUCAGUGUGCUCAUGGACGGCUGUGACUGCUGUAAGGCCUGUUCCAAACAGGUGGGGGAGACCUGCAACGAGGCGGACGUCUGUGACUACCACAAGGGACUGUACUGUGACUACAGCGUGGACAAGCCGAGGUACGAAAAAGGAGUAUGUGCCUACAUGGUGGGCACAGGCUGCGAGUACGACGGAGUGAUCUACCGGAACGGUCAGAGCUUCCAACCCAGCUGUAAGUACCGCUGUCUGUGUGUAAACGGCGCCAUCGGUUGUGUGCCGCUCUGCACAGACUCCCAACCGCCCCGAGUGUGGUGCCAGACGCCCAGGCGGGUCAAACUGCCGGGCCGAUGCUGUGAGCAGUGGAUCUGUGACGAGCCCAGGAAGACGCGCAAGGCAGACCCCAGGCCUGCUGAGAUAGUGCGCGCCAGCCACAAGGAGGUCUGGCAUAAGAACUGCAUUACCCAGACAACCUCCUGGUCCCCGUGUUCCAAGACCUGUGGACGUGGCCUGUCCCUGAGGAUCUCCAACGCCAACGACCAGUGUGAGUUGAUCAAGGAGUCGCGCCUCUGCAACAUCCGGCCCUGUGACGUCGACAUCACCAAGCACAUCAAGCCAGGGAAGAAGUGUCUGAACAUUUACAGGGAGGAGCAGAGCCAGAACUUCACAAUCUCAGGCUGCAACAGCAAGAAGCCCUACCGUCCAAAAUACUGUGGUGUCUGCGUGGCCACAGACGAUCGCUGCUGCAUCCCUUACAAGUCCAAGACUAUCGAGGUGGAGUUCGAGUGUCCCAACGGAGCCACUCUGACAUGGCAGGUGAUGUGGAUCAACGCCUGCUUCUGUAACCUCAGCUGCAGGAACCCCAACGACAUCUUCUCUGAGCUGGAGCACUACUACGACCACAAUGAGGUCAUCAACUGAGCAGCCUUGUCCGAGCCUGAACGUAUGGCCCACAGGGCAGGAGACCAUCUCCUGUUUCUGUAGCAUGAGGUAGUUUAGUGUACAAGUACAACCCCUGGGUAAGACGCUAGUCUGCCGCGGGGCCUUACCCAAAUACAUCUCCUUAAUGCUGAGUGCCAAGCGUUUUUAGAGUCUUUGCUAGGAUUGGACUGGGGAGAACUGAGCAGAGGACAGGUUAAUUUAGGUUAUUAUUGACUCCAGCUUUACACUCCUUGGAAUAAAGGGAUUGAUGAUUUGUUGGUUAGUUGAAGUACCAGGCUGGAACAAAGGCUGCACACCUCUAAGGUCCCCAGGAGGAGGAUGGAAGAACAUUGCAGUUGAACCCUGCCCAAACUCUUCAUUAUGAUCUUGAUAAAAAACACACACAAAAAUUAUGCACAGGGUUUAUCUGUUAUUUAACCUCCAUUCAAUGAAACGAAAAGGUAUGUAGGUGUUUUUCAAUCUAAAUAUACACUCAGUGUACAAAACAUUAAGUACACCUUCCUAAUAUUGAGUUGCACCCCUUUUUGCCCUCAGAACAGUCUCAAUUCGUCAGAGAAUGGACUCUACAAGGUGUCCAAAGCGUUCCACAGGGAUGCUGGCCCAUGUUGACUCUACAAGGUGUCCAAAGCGUUCCACAGGGAUGCUGGCCCAUGUUGACUCUACAAGGUGUCCAAAGCGUUCCACAGGGAUGCUGGCCCAUGU